GUUUAACUCCGGUUAGCCUGACAGUGUUUAGCCGCUCUGAAUGUCUGGACAGUGUAGCUCCAGGAAGCCCUCUUGAGAGUAUAUUGUUUGUCUGUCAUGUAACCUUAUGGACAUUUAUUCAUCCCGUCGCUGUGAGACCACCGGAGGCCCGCUGGAGGCUGGAAGUAAUGUGGACGCCGCUGAGAGAGGAGGACUGUCCGCACGGUUGUCAACACUACCGGGGAUGAAAUGGUCGCGUCUUCACUGACUCUCAUUCUCACGUUCACAUCCAGACAUCACUAUUAGACUUUCAAAAUGAGGAUCCUAACGUCUCUGCUGAAAAACGCCAACCCCAAAAUCGAGUAUUACUCCAGAUUUUCGCCGUCCCCGCUCUCCAUUAAGCAGUUUCUGGAUUUUGGCAGGGACAAUGCUUGUGAGAAAACCUCCUACAUGUUCCUGCGUAAGGAACUGCCGGUACGGCUGGCCAACACCAUGAGAGAGGUAAACCUGCUACCUGAUAACCUGCUCAGCCAGCCCUCCGUCAGACUGGUGCAGAAAUGGUACAUGCAAAGCUUUGUGGAGCUGCUGGAUUAUGAGAACAGAAAGCCAGAGGAUGCUCACGCUCUGAAUGAUUUCCUAGAGCUCUUGAUUGAGAUCCGUAACCGCCACAACGACGUGGUUCCCACCAUGGCUCAGGGAGUCAUCGAGUACAAGGAGAAGUUUGGCUUUGACCCCUUUAUCAGCAGCAACAUCCAGUAUUUCCUUGAUCGCUUCUACACCAACCGCAUCUCUUUCCGCAUGCUCAUCAACCAGCACACUCUCCUGUUUGGAAACGACACCAACCCUGCCCAUCCAAAACACAUCGGCAGUAUUGAUCCCACCUGCAGCGUGGCUGAAGUCGUCAGGGAUGCCUAUGACACUGCCAAGAUGCUGUGUGAGAAGUACUAUUUGGCUUCUCCUGAGCUGAAGAUUGAAGAGUUUAACAUGAAGGCCCCUAAAAAGCCCAUCCAGGCUGUGUAUGUGCCCUCUCAUCUCUUCCACAUGCUGUUUGAGCUCUUCAAGAACUCCAUGCGAGCCACAGUGGAGCUUCAUGAGAACAGUGCAGAGGGAUUACCACCAGUAAAAGCAAAAGUCACUCUGGGUAAAGAGGAUCUCUCCAUAAAGAUCAGUGACAGAGGAGGUGGAGUUCCUCUGAGGAAGAUAGACCGUCUGUUUAACUACAUGUACUCCACCGCCCCUACACCAAGCCUGGAGCCAGGAGCUGUCCCACUGGCUGGUUUUGGCUACGGUUUGCCAAUUUCUAGGCUCUAUGCCCGAUACUUCCAGGGGGACCUGAAACUCUACUCCAUGGAGGGUGUGGGCACCGAUGCAGUCAUUUAUCUGAAGGCCCUGUCCAGUGAGUCCUUCGAGCGCCUGCCUGUCUUCAACAAGUCAGCGUGGCGGCAUUACAAGACCAGCCCCGAGGCAGAUGACUGGAGCAACCCCAGCAAAGAGCCACGUGAUGCCAGCAAGUCCAAAUACAAAGCCAACAGAUAACUCUGCCUGACCCGCUAGCCCAGCCCUCUGCUGGGGGCCGUAAUUCCCGCACUCUGCCCUUGAGCAUGUAUGAUGAAAUGUUGCCCUUGGGUAAUCGCUUGGUUUAGGAUGAGACUUGCUUUUACAUUCCAGUGGUUAAAGCUUUGGAAAAGAUGGAUGACCUUGAUGUAAAUCUGUACCCAAUGGCAAUGACAUUCAUCAGCGUAGCUUUUACUGUUGUGGCAUUACCACUGGCUCUCCCAACAUGGAGUUUAAAAUGAACCUCUUCCAAAUCAUAUAUCCUCAGUGUCAUUUAGUCAAGGUGAAUCUUUACUAAUGUUGACUUUAUUUUCUCCUCUAUCCGGUUAUUAUUUUAAAAUAAAUUCAGUGCAUCGGGCACAGUUUGGCCUGGCUCCUCUGUGCUGACUGGGCCAUCGCUCCCUGUGGCUGAAUACGCCGUGCACUGCUCAUUGAGUGUCUUUCUCACCACCAGUGAAGGCUUGUAUUCUGUUUUCACCCUCUCAAACACAAGCAGAGUCAGGGGGUUUGAGUUUCAGUGCAAAUGGGAAGAGGAGGAGGUUUCAUUUCCUUCCUUUGGGAGACACUUUAACUGAACGCACAAUUAGGCCAGUGUGCCAUUGGCAUAGUAAAGGCUUGUUUUGGACUUAAUCCUGGGAAAGUGAAAGAGAGGAUUGCGUAUAGAUAAAGGAAAUAACUCUUUUUGGAAAAUGUAUAGAAAACCAAGAGUACACCUUAUUUUAAAAGUUAAAAAUUAACUCAAAGUCAGGAUUUUUUUUAUGUCAAAGAGGGAAAGCCUUACUUCUGGGAACUUAUAGCAUAUUUAAUGUUUUAAAGAAUUUGCCUUGAAGGCUCUACUGGAACUCAAAGUUCAUUUAUAACAGUAGAAUGUUAGAAAUUAUGUUUUUUUCAGAGUAUUUUGUUUAUAUUUUACUACUUCUUCAUCAUACGUCAUACAUUUAAGUAAGCACCCACAUACAGACAGUCAAUCGGCAAUACUGACCCUCAUCAGACAUUUCCGCUUGCAAGCCAGCUCUGCACCCCGAUUUAACAACUAGUAAACGGACCAAAAGGAGCAUCUGUAGGAUGCUUAUGAAAUGCCACCAUGUCAGCUUUGUCUGUCAAGUAGCUUCAACCACACCAGCAUGACAUACUGUAUGGACCACAGAGAAGAAUGGACCUGUUGCAUCUAACAUGGACUAUAAAAGUGGGACUACAUCAUCACAUCUGCUUUCUGCCCUUCAUCCUGCAAACCUUUUACACCUGCCGGGGUGGAUACGCAACAUGCUCACAGCUUGGAUUUGUCACCCUAACAAUGCUUCAUCCAAUCAGCUUUGUGUCUCACUUGUAGUAUUUACUAAUCCUUUACAGUCUUUGAAUGAGUUUGAACAAAGCGUGUGUAUUUUUAAAAUGUGCUUUUGUUUUUUUGUUUUUUCUUGAGUGAAAAGGAAUUUGAAGAUACAGCUAAAACCCAGAAGGGAAUGAUCCGUGACAGGUUUUAAAUUAUUUUAUCAAGGAACAAAGACACAGUUAAAUAAACUACUUUUUAAGGCCUUUGCACUGUCUUUGACAUAGGAACAGGAUUGCUUUUGACUUUUAAUUAUUGUUAUUAUUCAAGUGUGUAGACAGUCACUUUAAUUUUUCUUUAUUUAAAGAAUAGGAAAACAAACAACGUUUGGAAAAGCCGGCAGGAGGAAAUGUGGUUAAAGGAACCACUAAUUAUUGGGUACUGAAGUAUUGCUUCUAACCAACUGAUAUUUGUCCUAUAAAUCAUACUGAAUAACGUUUAUAACGUGCACUUUAACAACCCUACACGUACAUUUUUCCCUUUAAAUAACUUUCAUACAAUCAUAUCAAGAAUUUCUUUGUUAAUGGGAGAUUAUUUAUGAUGAGGUGAGUUCCCAGGUCACCACUCUCAAAACCUUCAUAACAGUGUAAUUUUGGAACUACUGAAAAAGACUUUAAUUUAAAAAAAAAAAACGGGGGCCAAGCCAGGUUGUUGUUUCUAUAAUCUGAAGUGACUUCCUUUUCUCAUCUCCUUUAGGAUUGUAGAUGAAGAAUUCGGCCUCACUAUGAUUUCAUCACUGCCAAUGCCUUCGUAACCUGCCAGUCUCGCUGAGUGACGCUCAGUGGCAGACCUGCUGUAAAGACAGAGACAAUGGUCCUCUUCAUUUAAAGGCCUCAGUGCAAUGUGUGGUCUCCCUGCAACUGAUAGUCACAUUUAAAAGCCAAUGACUGAACAAAAUUCACACCUUUGUCAAAGUUUUGUGUGAUGUAGAGGCCCGAGGAUGUUUGAUCUUCAGUAGCUGUCAACCUUCACUGUUAAGGACUGUUUCUGUACCUACAGUAUUUUAGAAAAUAUUGUGUACAUAACUAUUAAUAAUGUGUUUGCUGCCAGUGUGGAGUGACCGCUUUUCCAUCCUACUGUACCCACAGCUUAAACAGAUGUAUUCUUAUGCAUGAACUCCUCACUGUGGAGGUAGUCACGCAAAGAUAUGCAAUUAAUGCAACAUCAACAUACGUAUACCAAAAAGGUGAUAGACCAUUCUAAUGAUGUGAUCCAGCAUGAGAUCCACCUACAUUGUCAAACCUGACAAUAAAGAAAAUUGCUGUUGUGUGCGA
Messenger RNA from Dicentrarchus labrax (European seabass), 4134 nucleotides. It is a transcript of the gene pdk3a, whose product is annotated as pyruvate dehydrogenase kinase, isozyme 3a. The record is from RefSeq and is a predicted model, not a curated record. Gene Ontology annotation, cellular component: mitochondrion. NCBI's taxonomy places the organism in Eukaryota, Metazoa, Chordata, Actinopteri, Moronidae. Gene Ontology annotation, biological process: regulation of glucose metabolic process; protein phosphorylation. The transcript has 11 exons. Bases 295 to 1515 code for a protein of 406 amino acids. Gene Ontology annotation, molecular function: pyruvate dehydrogenase (acetyl-transferring) kinase activity.